Blepharisma stoltei is the source of this 768-nucleotide messenger RNA. Lineage: Eukaryota; Ciliophora; Heterotrichea; Heterotrichida; Blepharismidae. The record is from the annotation of a GenBank genome assembly.
AUGUGGGCAAAAGAAAUAUUUUUGGGGACAAAAGACAGCCUGAAUUAUUUUCAAGCAGCAAAAAUACUAAUGCGCUCAAAAGAUAUCCACAAGCCAUUAAUCUUAUCAAUCUGCUGAACUGGUUUUGUAUUCCUCGGAUCAUUGCUUUGUUUCAGCUUAAUUUUAGAUCCCCUCUUGCAGAUCUAUCCAAGAAUUGAAAGGCUUUUUACAAUUUUUUACUAUAUUUUAUGGCUGUUUCCUUUAUACUUCAUUUGCUUUAUCCUUAACACAUUUUGCUAUGCCGAUAUAGCCCUUUCUGCUUUUCAGCAAAUUCAUGGUCAGCCUAAAGCUACAGCUUUAUCAAUAUCAAGAAGAAUUGCAUAUGAAGCUCAUAGAGGAUUAAUUAUAGGGAUUUAUGUAAUGGAAGUCACAUUUAUAUCAUUGCUUCCUUUUUCAGAGAUUUUAGAUUUAUUCUUACUGAGUUGGCUUUAUUCAUUUUAUUGCUUUGAAUAUAGAUGGGCGCUUGAAGGAAAAACGAUCAACCGUGAAAUUUCGAUAAUCGAGCAUAAUUCCUUUUAUUAUUUUGGAUUUGGUCUACCUUUUGCACUGAUAACGUUCUGAUUUCCAGGUCUGAUGGGUAAUGGAUUAUGGCUUUUGAUUUUCCCAGUGUUUAUGGUAACAGCACUCAUAUCUAAGCCGCCAUCUGAAAAGCACACUGUAAGAAUUCCACUUUUUAAAUUCGCACAUAGGGUAUCAAGUACAUUGGAGGUAUUUUUGUUAAAAAAAUAA